Drosophila rhopaloa is the source of this 5395-nucleotide messenger RNA. RefSeq names its product bromodomain-containing protein 4. Bases 329 to 5002 code for a protein of 1557 amino acids. Gene Ontology annotation, biological process: regulation of transcription by RNA polymerase II. The record is from RefSeq and is a predicted model, not a curated record. Gene Ontology annotation, molecular function: transcription coregulator activity. The transcript has 3 exons. Gene Ontology annotation, cellular component: nucleus; SWI/SNF complex. NCBI's taxonomy places the organism in Eukaryota, Metazoa, Arthropoda, Insecta, Diptera, Drosophilidae.
CAGGCCGUCGAAGGCAGCGGUCGCGUCGUGGUCUUCAGACACUUUCGUGAGAGAAAUGCAAAUACCAGAAAUUCAAUAUUGAACGCGAGCCGAGAGAAAAGAAAAGUGUGAGACGUGUUUGGAAAAUCGAAUCGAAUUUCGUACGGCACCGUCAACGGAAAUCGCAACAACGGUAAUUGGUGUGUGUGCUCGGUCUCAAUCAUUCCCUGUGAGUGAGUGCCUGUGUGAACUUUAUUGGUUUUGAAACACAACCAACUAAUUGUGGAAUAUUUUGGGCCACUUGAGCCAAGGAUAUCAGCGGUUCAGAGCCAGUUUGCGGUCCAUCGAAAUGGGAGGCAGUCGCAACUCAAGGUUGCUACUGGCGCUAAUGUUGCUGCUAGGCGCGUCAACAACAUCGAGCGGAGAGUCCACCACGGAGACUCCAUCGGCCCUACUGCCAUUAGAGGCACGAAGUGCUGAUGUUUCGGGCGAGGAGGAUGUCAUCUCCACCAGCUAUGUGCUGCCCAAUCAGAUUUUCAACGAGGGAAAACCGUACUACGCCCGCCAGGAUCCAGUGUCGGGUCAGCUGGACUUCAGUGCCAAGAAACCGGCGGGAAUCCAGCCGGAGGCUAAUGAGGUAGUAGAUCCCGACGAGAAGAUUGUGUUGAGUGGUGGCAGUUCACCAAACAUUCAUGACUUCUUGAACCUCCCCGUUAAGUACUCCUCGUCAAAGUUCGUUUAUCCGCUGGUCUCCAGUUCCUACGCCAAUCUGAAGUACCAGGGCAGCAACAAGAAUUACAUUACCAACAAGAAACCCACUUCGGUGGUGGCUCCAGUCACACCCCCGCCGCCAAACUAUCACAGUUCGAACUUCUUCACGGUUCCUACCACCAAACUAACCGCUGUGACACCCACGGCUGGAGCUUACUAUCCCAGCAGCCCCACCAGUACCACCACCACCACAUCUACAACUACAACCACUACGACAACAACUACUCGAGGAACUUUGCCGCCAUCGAGGAGACCAGUUAGCACCACUACGACCACGGAGGCAACAACUCCGGCGGUCAAGUAUACCACCACCUCCCGCCGACCCAUUCCCGUGCAGACGGCCUCCACCACGGCGCAACCACCGCGCACCAGCACCACCCGAAAGAAGUUUGUGCCCGCCAAGAAGUACAGUCCCUCAGUGCCCAGCACCAGUGGAAGGCCAACGCUCAGCCGCGAGGAUCAGCGUCCGGUGAAGUCAUCGCCCAGACCCACUCCUAGCAGCCAAGAUGUGGCUCUCACCACCCACCAUGCCACGCCACAGGCGGCCAUCUUCCCCACUGAGCCAGCCACGACCACCAAGAUGUACACAACCUCGAGCACAAGUCCGCCAGUGGUGUUCACCGAAGGACCCACGCCCCCACCCGCGUUUAGUCCCAUUCCGGGAACUGGUAUUCCCAAUCUAGAUCCAGCUGAUGUUUACCACACGCUGGGGCAGAAGAACACGCAGGCUGAGGAACAGCAGCAGCAGCAACUGGAAAAGCAGCAGCAACAACAAAUGCAGCAGCAAUAUCAGGAGCAGCAGCAACAACAGCAGCAGCUAUAUCAACAACAACAGCAAUAUCAGAUGCAACUGGAAAAGCAACAACUGGAAAAGCAGAAACAUCCAUACCAGCAGCAACUGGAAAAGCAGCAGCAGCACCAUCAGCAACAUCAGCAGCACCAGCAGCAUCAGCAACAGCAGCAACAACAACAACAACAACAUCAGGUGCAGCAACAACAGCAGCAUCAGCAACAGCAACAUCAGCAACAACAACAUCAGCAACAACAUCAACCUCAACCACCAACUCAACAACAGAAACCGUCUCCUCCUAAAUCUCCCAUGACCCUCAGCGAUAUAUUUAAUAGCCUGGCCGAAGAAGAAUCCAAUGUGGCACAAAACUACCAGCAAAAUCAGGGAUUCGAUGCCCAGGGCAAUCUCAUCCAGCCUAUUGCGCCCUCUAAGCCAUCGCCUUUCGCCAUGCAUCAGCCAGGACCACAGCAGUCAGAACCACAGCAGCAAGGACCACAACAGCAAGGAUCUCAGCAACCAGGAUCACAGCAGCGACCCAAUCCCAAUGAUCAGAAGGUGAUCUCCGGAAGCCAGGAGAAUUACAGCAACGAGUAUGUGUCGUACCAAGUGCAGCAGCCAAACAUGAUGCAAUACCGACCAGUGCCGGGCCAGAUCAACAACGUGGUCAUCUCACCGGGCCAGCAGUCGGCCUCUUUCGUUCUUGGCAGUCAGGUGCAACAGGUCAGCGUGGGACACCCAAGUGUCGAAAAGGAACCUCUAUUCGCCAAGGACACGCCAGGAGUGCAAUAUGGGCAGGUAAUCAACGAGGAUAUCGGCAACAUUAAGCGACCUCUUAAGGAACCAGCAAUGCCAACCAGCUAUCAACAGAUGCCGAGCCUCCAGCAGAACUCUAAUUUCCAUCAAAACGGAAAUGUGGGCCCAUCAGGAGCUCCUGGAGCAGCUUCCUACCAAGAGCCACCGCCAGAGGCACCAAGUCCUUAUCAACAGCUGCCUCUAAUUGGUUCCAAUAAGAGACCAUCAAAGAAACCUGCAGCUAAACCAGAGCAGCCUACCCAUGCCUACCCACCUCCCCAAGCCUCGACGCCACCUCAAACGCAGACCACACCACCGGCUGUGUUGCAAGGAGACGAUACCAAGGAGCUUUUGGUCUCGACCAACAUUCGGUUUCCCGCUCAGGGUGAAGAGUCACCAGAUCUAUCCUCUGUGAUGCAAGGUCCUCCUGCAGGACCCCACAUUAAUGGCCAUGCUCAACCUCUUAGUCUGCAGCAAAUUCAGAACUCCAAUCCUGUUGUUUUCCCCAAGGCCAAGGAUGAACCCGUUCCCAGCAGCCCUAAUGUGCAGAUCCAACAGCAUGAAGUGCUCAAUCUGAGUCAGCAGAAACCACCAUUGAAAUUCCCUGCCCAGCAGCCUGGACUUGGCGAGCAACCCUCGCUGGAUAUGGAACCACCCCCGCGGUAUCCCACUACCAUGCCAGUGCCCCAGGCACAGGCUCCAACUCCUGGCAAGCGACCACUCGGCCCACCACCACCAUCAAAUUUCUAUAACGAGUUCAACCGCAAGCCUCAGAAUGGACCACGCCCGAGCAACCUGCCCAAUAUAUUGCCACAGUUCCGUCCGAAUGCCAAGAUCUCGAGUGGACAUCCUCCGGCCUUCAAGCAGGAACCGGGAAACAUCCGUUUGCCGCAGCAAGGUGGUCCCAAGCGUCCUUAUAAUCCCUCAGUGCCGCCUCAGUUUGCCCACCGUCGCCAGCCGUUGAAUCAACAGCAACAGCCGCUGUUGCAGAAGCGUUAUCCCAUGAAUCGCAUCUCGGAAUAUCCCGUGGGUCCCAGUCCUGGAGGAGAUGUCAAUAGGAGGGUUUACAGGCUGCCCCCGUAUGGAGGUCAGAAUGUGCCCUACCUGCCCGACCACAUGUAUCCUCGUCGUCCGCACGGUCCUGGUCCAUUAAGAUCAGUUGACGGGUAUCCCGCCGAGCGACAUGCUCCUUCCGCUGAGCCCUACAAGACCAUCGAUGCCGAGGCGGCAGCUGAUUUUGAGGAGGAGGAUCUUGUGAUCAACGAUCCGCCACAACCAGUGACCCCUGGCAAGGAUCGCAAGGAUGUUGAGGAAACGAAAUUGGAGCCAGUAGUCACCCUGCAAAUGCUGCAGUCCCAAAAAAAGGCAGUGAGCCUGCCCGGCGAUGAUUCGGGUGCGGGAGAGAUCCAGGUCACGGCCGAGAACGACCCCCAGGAGGCUGAGGCCUCCAAGCUUAGCCAGCAGAAGUUGGAUCCUAGCGGAAUGUACGUAGUUUUUCCGAUGAAGGGGGCAGAAAAGGGUCAGACCGAAGGAGAGGCUCCCUCAGCUCCAGCCGAAUACCAGAACACACCCUUCUCCGUAAUUCGCGACCAGCCGCAGGAACCGAUUCUGAAGAAUAAGAAACCACAGUCACUGCAGCAGCACAACAAAGCUCAACAGGUGCCCAAGGAGAGGUUCCCUUAUCACAUCGAGAAGCCAGACCCCUCCUAUUCAGAGCUCCACCCCGAUUCGCAGACUGCUGUCCCCGGAGUACUGGUGGCGCCAAGAAUCAUUACCGGAGCUAUGGGCACAGGCACAGAGACUCCCAUAGCCAUUGCAUACACGCCAACGGAACCAAAUCCAUUCCGCCACGAACAAGGACAGAAAUUCUCGAACAUUAACUUGGCCACUUCGGUGAUCAAUGAAAUCCGGCAGGACACCCAGACGGAAGAGGGUCUGAGUAGUGAUUUUGAUCUGCGUGGCCAGAACUUCGAGAAGGACUUCAUGGCACCCUUUUACCCGAGUGUAAGUCUUGGUGGAGCAAGUGGAGCUGCAGCAGUAAACCCCGCAGCUCCGAGUAACUGGAACAUUGUGCCCUCGACCACGGAUCAGGCGAUCUAUGAGAAGAACAACAUAAAUCGUGCUGAUGUGGAGACCACAGAGGAAAAGAAGGCGGAGGAGGAACAGCCCACUGCCAGUCCGCUGACGGCGGAGAAGCCCUCUGAGAUGGACAGUUUCCAGCCACAACUUCAGGGUGGCUUCAAACCAAUUUACCCGCCGGGCUACAAACACGUGGAGCAGGUGGAACAGGAAGAGAUCGCUGGGGCCAAGAAUGCAGCCCAGGAUCAGCCAAUCGCAUUGCCACUGGUGGGCACCACGGCAAAGCCUUCGACAUCAGCCUCCCCAAGCAGUAGCAGCAGCAGUUCCACUUCAACAUCCUCCACGACCUCGACGACUCACCAGCCCGAGAUAACGAAGUCGGAUGUAACAAUGGCAACCACCAAGGCGCCGGUGGUCAGUGCGAAGCCCACGCAGCGCAAGAAGUCCAGCUUUGAGACGAGUCUGGCAGCCCUACUCUUCGGGGACGAGGACGAGGAGGAUGGAGCACGCAAGUCCGCCGAGUUGCCAAAGGCCCAAGCCGGACCGAGGAAUGUGCCACGCAUGGGUCCAAGGAGUCUGACGUUGAGCUAAGCGGGUGCGAGGAGCCCACAAAACUAGUGUAGUCCAAUUUUAGUUCGUAUUAUUUAUUCAAAGUUUAUGAGACAGCAGGGAUAUGACCCGCUUAGAGGUAGACCAUGUGGUAAUCUAGUUCUGUUCUACAGCUUAUAGUUAGUAAGCUCACCAUCCAGAUAUAUAGACCAUCGCCUCCAACGAACACCACACCCCACGAUCCCAGCGACUUUUGCGAGUCUGAUUUGAAAUGUGUAUGUUGUGAACUUUCUCAUUGGACUCCCGAAUCGUCGGAAAUGAGAUAAAAGCUUUUUAUAUUCAAAUUAACAACAAACCUAAAAUAGUACUCACAAUUUACCAGAUUAUUGUACCAUAGAAAACCAUGCAAAAUAAACAUAAUUCUGAUAUGAUAAA